AUGAAAAUUAUUCAGCUUCUCGUUUUUUCAUUCUAUCAAAUUAAAGGUAUUUCAACAACGGAUGACCAAUGCUCAUUGAAUGCAUGUGAGAUUUUCGAUAUUUUGACACACGGGCGUCAAGCCGGUAAUGAGCCGCACGUACCGGGAUGCACUACUGACAUUCACUGGCGACAACUAGAUAGACGACUCCGCGCCAUUGAACAAUCAACAUGGACAGUGAGUUUCGGACAGUCACGAUGGCGCCAAUGCGCUAAAACUAUGUGUAGAUGCGACGCGGCCCGACGGUCACUCAACUGUUGGAGGGCCGGCCUGACUGCACUCACUGGGGACUUGACCGCGCCCGCUGAUCUUCUCACCAUAGAUUUGGGGUCAAAUAAGCUACGCACCCUACACAAGACCACAUUUAAAGGAAUGCGUGCGCUAACUGAACUAGAUAUGUUCGACAAUCACGUCGAAUAUUUGCCGGGAGGAAUAUUCGAAUCUCUUGUGAACUUGAAAACCCUGCGUCUACAGAGAAAUUAUUUAGAAGAAAUUGAUAGCGAAGCGUUUACGUCAACAAAAAAACUUUUCCACGUGGAUUUGUCCAACAAUUAUUUGUAUACACUACCAGAAAAGCUAUUUGCCAACAAUACAUUUCUUGAAACCAUCGAUAUCUCAAAUAACCGGGUUGUAUACGUUCCAUCAGAUAGUUUCUUAGGAUUGGAUUCUCUACAAAUACUCGAUUUAUCGAAAAACAAAAUACAAAAUAUCCAAAACGGAACGUUUUCGCUGAAGAACCUCCAGAUCUUGAAACUGUCGGACAAUAAGAUAAACAACAUUAGUGACAACGCCUUUGAGAACUUGUUGUCCUUAGAAACUUUAUUAUUAGAUCGGAAUAAAUUAAAAAAUAUUCCGACACAAUUAUUUAAUAAUCUGAAAUGUUUGAUUUUCUUAGAUCUGUCCAAUAAUAAUUUGAUGAGUUUGGCUGGGGUUGAAUUUGAAAACCUGAAAUUAUUACGUAAUUUAGAUUUGAAGGAAAACGCUUUAAGCCAAAUACCUGACAACACAUUUUCUGACUGUUUCAACUUGGAGAAACUUGAUUUAUCUAAAAAUAAACUACGCUUUAUAAAUAUAACUGCUUUUUACGGUCUAGAAAAUCUUACUACGCUACUUUUAUCCGAAAACAAAUUAUAUGAAGUACAUUUCAAAGCGUUUUCUAUGCUGAAGAAUCUGACAACAUUAUACUUGGAUGGUAAUAUGUUUCCUUCGCUGCCAUCUCGCACCCUGGAUUACAUGCCGAAGCUUACGAUCGUAAAAUUAUCUGGAAAUCCUUGGCACUGCGACUGCCAUGCUCUCUAUAUUUCAGCGUGGGUUCGUUUGAAUGAAAUGAAGAUCUGGGAUUACUCCCCAACGUGUGUAUCGCCCUGGUAUUUGGAAGGGCAUUUCCUGAAAAAGUUAAAAUUUCCAGAACUUUGCGCCGGGCAGUGGGCCAGUAUGGUGAACCUUUCGCCACGCCUUCCUAUACAACAGCUUCUGGCUUUAAACGUAUCAGUAAAUCGUAAGCCUCAAGACAGUAUGGAGCAGAAUCAUGAUUAUACAACCGUCGAUACCUGGCAUUAAGCCAAUGAACUAAAAAAGAAAAAACAUUAAUACAAUAAACAAAAACU
Messenger RNA from Bombyx mandarina (wild silkworm), 1646 nucleotides. RefSeq lists its product as uncharacterized. Lineage: Eukaryota; Metazoa; Arthropoda; Insecta; Lepidoptera; Bombycidae. The record is from RefSeq and is a predicted model, not a curated record. Gene Ontology annotation, molecular function: protein binding. Gene Ontology annotation, cellular component: plasma membrane.